CGGGAGUGGUCAAAAUAUCCGCAUUUGCGGCUGGUAAGUGGACUUGCUCUCUACUUUAGCUUUCCCAUAGUGUAUACCGGAUAACAGCAAAGAAAGACACCAAACACAUUAACGAGGAAGUUCUGGUGUUGGUUUCCAUUAGUGUAGUAGCAGUGGACAGUGUCCAAAUCCAAAGAUGGCUACUGGAAAGAGUAAGAACCAGAGCUCUCUGGUGCUGCACAAGGUGAUCAUGGUGGGAAGUGGAGGUGUUGGGAAGUCAGCCCUCACUCUGCAGUUCAUGUAUGACGAGUUUGUGGAGGAUUACGAGCCCACCAAGGCAGACAGCUACAGGAAGAAGGUGGUGCUGGAUGGAGAGGAGGUCCAGAUCGACAUCCUGGACACAGCUGGACAGGAGGACUAUGCUGCCAUCAGAGACAACUACUUCAGGAGCGGAGAGGGCUUCCUGCUAGUCUUCUCCAUCACCGAACAUGAGUCGUUCACUGCCACCUCAGAGUUCAGGGAGCAGAUUAUGCGGGUGAAAGCAGAGAACGAUACCAUCCCUCUGUUGGUGGUGGGGAACAAGUCGGAUCUGGAGGACCGCAGGCAGGUGUCGUUGGACGAGGUCCGGGCCAAGGCAGAGGAGUGGGGGGUGCAGUACGUGGAGACCUCAGCCAAGACACGAGCCAAUGUCGACAAGGUGUUCUUUGAUCUUAUGAGGGAGGUGCGAAAAAAGAAAAUGUCAGAGAGCAAGGAUAAGGGUGGAAAAGAAGGCAAGAUCAAGAAGGCUUUCAAAUGUUGUCUGCUUUGAUCUAGACCAGACCUUUCAGUCAGACACACAGAGCCAAACCAGACUAGAGCCUCCGCAGCACAGUGGCAUUAGACAGGGACAUGUUCAUUAGGACAUACUGUAGCAAAAUGUUUCAAACCUUUCUUAUUGGACAAUAUAUUACGUCUCCCUUUGGAACAUUUUCUUCAGUUUCUUGCCUACUGAACACAAACCAGAUCUACAGAUCCUUCCCACUGAACUGAGCCUUCUGCCAUUUUAACACACAUCAAAUCCAUACACAGUACCUCUCACAUUGUGGCAGUCAGAGGGGUGGCCUAACCUAUGUUAGUUAUGCAAACCAUCCUUUGUGCCACUGCUGGGGACGGGUCCAGAGGGAACUGUUUAGAUGAAGUGCCUCAACAUUGAUCGUGAAUAUAUAGGUUAUGAUCACAGACAAUCACUCACUCGCACACUACUUAAAUAUGGCCUUGGUUUGAUGCUCACUUGUAGGAGUAGGUAGCCUCAUCACCAAGAGAAAUUGGCUAUGCUGUUUGAUGUCUUACUGUUUGCACUGCAAUCAAUUUUAUAUUCCUACUUCCACUACUACACUACUUUUAAAAAUGUAUUUAUGGUCUACCGCAUGAAAAUCAGUCAGAUAAUUAAGUCACCUUAUUCAUAAUCCAACAUAUUGUCCACAUGUACAAUCCAACAUAUACUAUAUCCACAUCGUGUAUAUAAUACCAGUCAAAAGUUUGGACACACCUACUCAUUCAAGGUUUUUAUUUUAUUUGACUAUUUUCUACAUUGCAGAAUAAUAGUGAAGACAUCAAAACUAUGAAAUGACACACAUGGAAUCAUCUAGUG
This is a messenger RNA of Oncorhynchus gorbuscha (pink salmon), 1609 nucleotides long. RefSeq names its product ras-related protein ralB-B-like. NCBI's taxonomy places the organism in Eukaryota, Metazoa, Chordata, Actinopteri, Salmoniformes, Salmonidae. The record is from RefSeq and is a predicted model, not a curated record. Gene Ontology annotation, biological process: Ras protein signal transduction. Bases 176 to 787 code for a protein of 203 amino acids. Gene Ontology annotation, molecular function: GTPase activity; GDP binding; GTP binding. Gene Ontology annotation, cellular component: plasma membrane. The transcript is spliced from 5 exons.